Molecule: messenger RNA, 2694 nt
Organism: Dujonia railenensis
Lineage: Eukaryota; Fungi; Ascomycota; Pichiomycetes; Serinales; Debaryomycetaceae
Source: the annotation of a GenBank genome assembly
AUGAUUCCUUCAACUUCGAUGAAAUACGUGAACACAUCUAAGGAUGAAACCCUACGACAAUAUCUUACUCGUCAAAAUGUGGACAUAGAUUCACUAUUACUGAUAGAGUCUGAUUUCUAUUCAGAUACGAAACUAUUCACAAGAUUUCUAGAUUCCACUCUAAUAACUCCAAUAUCUGAAUAUAAUACUAAUUCUGAGACACUCGAUAAGAUCAAGGGUUCAUUAGAUCAAAAUCUUCCUUAUUCACAUGUGAUAAACACUUUGAUAAGACAUCUAUUAGAUGAAAAGAUUUAUAAUGUGUUGGCAUUUGGAUAUAGCUAUCGGUCAGAUAAGUAUUAUGUUAAUUCCGAAGUUCAUAACCCAAAUGUCAGUUUCAACGUGAACCAAUUGAAGAGCCAUCUCUGGGAGACACUUUAUAGGAAAAUUCCUAUUCAUAAAUAUCUUAGAUUGGUACUAACGACUAAUUGCUUCAUUCGAUUAGAAACUGGUAAUUAUGCUCAAAUUUUUGGUUCAAUAGGUGCUAAUUUGAACAGGGAAACUCUAGGAAAUGAUAAGAUAUUCAUGAAGAGUAAAGUAUUGUACAGGGAAGAAAGCUAUUACAAAUUUAUCUUACCUAACUGUGUUGAUAAUUUGAUGCUCAAAUUAACAAAGUCGAGGACUUCUUUGAAGAGGAAAAAAUUUCGUAACUUAAAGCUUGUAUGUCAAGAGAUACUUGAAAACCAUGCAAAAUGUCCAUACCUGGAAAUUUUCAAAUCAUUAGUUCUGGAUCCUUUCCCUGUAGGAGAAGGAAACUUUUUUGAAUUGUCAACUCCUCUCGCAUUGAUCAUAAGAUUUGUUUCUGUGAUACUUGGUAAAGUUUUCCCACUCAAGUUGUGGGGCUCAACAAGGAACAGAUCAUUGAUAUUCCAUAAAGUUGUCGAAUAUAUCAGGUUAGGCAAGAAUGAGUAUUUGCAGAUUCAUGCAAUAUUGAGUGGGAUCAAAACUACCGAUAUUCUCUGGAUAAACAAUGUGUCUAGUGGUAAAGUCAAAUCUAAUUCUUUACAACAUAAUGAAAAGAGUAAAACACACUUAAUACAGCUUCUCAGUUGGUUCUUCAACGAAUAUAUUCCCAAUUUAGUUGGAUGUUUCUGGUAUGUUACUGAAUCUUCUAAGGGUGUUACUUCUGAGCUUUUGUAUUAUCCCCAGAAAAUAUGGAGAAAGAUGUCUGUACCUUGGUUUGAAAAUUAUAAGAGGAAUUAUUUAAGGAAGUCAUAUAAUUGUUUCGUACAUGACCCCAACAACAAUCAAAGGCAUACCGGUAAAGAGUAUUUCCAUGGAAAGCCAAGACUAAUUCCAAAGCAACAUGAUUUCAGAUUACUUUGUAUACCUGUAAAGUCUGAUAUUCGGAAGUACAAUAGUUAUUUGUACAAUUAUAUCUAUCCUUUACGAGCUCUUUUAAGAAAGAAGGUUCAUGAAAAAUCGUCAGAGUACAAACAUCCAUGCUGUUAUUCUACUUCGGAUGUAAUAAUGAACCUACAGGGAUUCAUAAAACGUCUAAAUUUGAACAAUGAAGGCAAGAAGUUAUAUGUUGUUAAAUUUGAUAUGAAGCAAUGUUAUGACAUGUUAAAUAAGCGACAGAUCAUCAAUACCAUUGAUAAAUUGUUCGAGUUUCAAGGAAGUAGAGGUGAAUAUAAGUACUUUAUACGUGAAUUUGGCAAGGCAAGAUCAACAACUUCCAAAUUUAGAAAUACAUUUUACGAAAUUAAAGACAAGCUUAACAUUAAUAAAUUUGAUAUAUACGAAACGAAAGAAAAAUUAACUGUGGACAAUGCCAGUGAACCCGUUUUGGUUGAUAGAUGUAUCACUAAAGUUUUUUCGGGAUCCGAAAUUUACAAUAUUAUUUAUGACCAAGUGUUUCAUUCAACCUUGGUUUUAAAGAAUGAUAAUAAUAGUGAGGAGUAUUGUUUUGAAAGACAAAGAGGGCUAUUCCAAGGAUUUCCUCUACUGGGUACAUUGUGUGAUAUUACAUACAAUGAUCUAGUUCAGACCUACUUUAAUUUUUUGAAGAAAGAGCUGUCUAUUCUUUUGCGAUUAGCUGAUGACUUCUUAGUGAUUUCAACUGAUAGGGAUCAAUGCGAACAAGUGAAUAUUUUGAUUCAAGAGGGCUUUGAUGCAAGUCAUGGUGCAUUUGUAAAUACUGAAAAGACUGUCACCAUCAACCUUGACAUAAAUUCACAAAGCAUAGUACAAUUCGUUGGCCUUCAAUUUAAUCCUUCGACUUUAGAGAUUAUUAGGAGCAAUAUUUCUAAAAUACCAAUUAGUCAAGUUCAUUUAAGAAACUCUAAGUCACUCUUUUCGUACUUAACUCUUUAUUAUCAAAGAAACCUUAAUGAAUUUAAUUUCGAUUUUGAAACUGAAUCUGCUUGCUGUAUUUUAGACAAUAUUGAAAGUGUUCUCCAAGCUGUUUUGGAUUCAUUUUGUACAAAUAUAAAGGCAGUUUCAAAGACCGAUGGCAAUUUUGAACAAGAUCAAAGUCUUUUAUUUUUGCUCAACUUGUUAGUUGUCACAUUAGACAAUGACCUUGAGCUUACCAGUUUGGAGGUUGAUAUAGCAAAUAUUUUCGAAUUCUGCCUUAAACUGAAACUAAAAAAUUUUCCGUUCUUACAAGGUGUGAUUGAUUUGGCGAUCUCCUUUAUAAAAACGGAGAAAUUAUAG